CUCCGAGAAACUUACAAACCGUGGUGACGGCGCUACAACGAUGCCGGUGACGACGUCAACGCGACAUCGGGGUGCCACAUCUACCUUUGCAUCCGGCGGUACGGGAAGCAUGAGCUCGGCGAGCAGGUCGUCGCCUGUGACGUCGACCACGAGCAGCUCGGAGGAGGAAGAGCCCACAAGCAUAAGCUCCGAGGGGACAUCUAUGUCGCCCCAAAAACGAAAAGAGAUGAUGCGACAGAAGAAAAGUUCAGCGGUGAAAGUUUUGGUUACCUUGUUUCCAAGGAUACCGAAGGUGACCACGGUGCUGCUGGAGUUCUUCAUCAAGCGCGAGAACAAGGUCUCGCUGCUUCGCGACCCGCUGUCGCAUUUCUGCCAGGAGCAGUCGGUACUGGCAGCACAGGACUGUCUGCAGAAGCUGCACCGGCAGUUCAUCACGUACCAGGACAUCCGCGACAUGGUCGAGAAUCUGAUGGGGCUGCACAGCCUGUGCCUGAAGCGGGCGCCCGUCACGGCACGCAGCCUCGGCCUGGUCAUUCGCAAGCUGACCAUCAUCGUUGGUGAGCUGGCCACUUCUCUUGAGAAGAUCUCCGAGGUGCCGGUUACCGACUGGAUGGCUGUCGGCGACGCGGUCGUCACGCGCACCGACAAGAUGAGAAUUGAAGAACAACAACCGUUCACUGAUUUCAUUCCGAGGACCCGAGAUAUCGAGCCUGUGAAGCUUCUCGGGGCAGGCGGCUUUGGCGCCGUAUACAAGGCCCGAUACAAGCCUGCCAACCUUAUCUGCACGGUGAAGCUGAUCGCCUCAGACCGAUUUAAUCGACCGAAGCAGGCGUGCAUUGACAAGGUGGUCGCGUCCGUCGUGCGGAGCCCUUUUCUUGUCAAGUACUACGUAUGCUUCGCUACUAAGGACGCGUAUGUGACAGUGAUGGAGUACGUGUGUGGCGUGGACCUGAUGCGCGUGGUGGAGCGCGCCAUGUUCCUGCCCAUCGAACAGGUGCGUGUCAUUAUGGCCCAGCUCAUCUUGGCCGUAGAGCAUUUGCACCUCAAGGGCUUCUUGCACCGGGACAUUAAGGUGUCCAACAUGCUAAUGAUUCCCGGUGGAAGAGUCAAGCUAAUAGAUUUUGACACCAAUAAAGUUUGCCUAGGACAUUUUACAAAACGUGUCAUGCGGGGCUACUUCCGGCGUACCCCGUUCGAAUUCAGGGAUGGAGAAUCAGCCGGGACUAUUCCCUAUAUGGCUCCUGAAAUUCUCAAACGAAGGCCGUAUGGCCGCGCUUGCGACUGGUGGUCCACUGGUGUGGUAUUCUACAAGCUGAUGACUGGCCGGGUGCCGUUCCGAGGCAAGACAAAGAAGUUGCUUCGCGACCGCAUCAUUGCGUCGCCCCUCAAAUGGCCGAAAGUGAGCGAACACCCGCACUCGGCCAACACCACUGCCAAAGACAUGGUCUACUUGUUGCUCAAGAAGAACCCCGUUGAACGGCUCGGCUCCAAGCAGUACCGCGACAUCAAAUCGCAUUCUUUCUUCGAUGACUUCGACUGGAACCGGCUGCGUUCAAACAACAGCCUUUGCAAUGUCCCUGCCAUCUUCGAGCUCAUGCAGAUAUCACCGCCCUCAGAUCCGACUACGAACAUGGCUGAGCACAGCACGCUAAAUCUGUGUACGUGA
Molecule: messenger RNA, 1666 nt
Organism: Dermacentor silvarum
Lineage: Eukaryota; Metazoa; Arthropoda; Arachnida; Ixodida; Ixodidae
Product: microtubule-associated serine/threonine-protein kinase 1-like
Exons: 11
Coding region: 41-1666 (541 amino acids)
Biological process (GO): protein phosphorylation
Molecular function (GO): protein serine/threonine kinase activity; magnesium ion binding; ATP binding
Source: RefSeq, a predicted model, not a curated record